AUGGGUUUAACGUUAAUUUCAGCUUUAGUGAUUCGAGAACCAGGAGAUGCUGCAAGUCACGUGGCUACAAACCCCAGCGCCAGUGGUAGCAAUGUUAACAACAACAACAAUUCUGGGACACCCGAGCCAUACCCAAGGCAUCAUCCUGACUAUUUGGUUCCAAUAACUAAUAUCCUUCGCAUCAUGAAGCGUAUCUUGCCGCCAAAUGUCAAGGUUUCUGAAGAGGUCAAGACAACCAUCCAAGAAUGUCUUUCAGAGUACAUUCACUUCAUCACUGGGGAAGCUAAUGAACGCUGUCACUGUGAGCAACGCAAGACCAUCAUUGCCGAGGAUCUUUUGUAUGCUUGUGCAAGGCUUGGAUUUAGCAACUAUAUCGGUCCUCUCACUCUUUUUCUGGAGCGAUAUCGUCAAAAUGAAGCUGCUAAAAAUAUUAUACAUGGGGACGCUUCUGUUAGGCGCACCACUUAUUUUCCAGAUGCGCAGGGCCCUCCUCCUUUGCUUACUUCUACACCACCUCUCUUACCUCCAAUGAAUCUGACUUUUCAAGUUGGUGAAGAUCAUCAGGGGUUCUUUAUUAAUCCAGCAUUGAUGUUGAAUGAUUUGUACUUUCAAAAUGUUCGUGAGACUGAUCAUGGCGAUCGGUUUGACGUUGUUGGUUCUUCUUCAAAUCUUGACUUUCCGGCGCUAGCUCCUUUUUCCUAUGGCUUUUAUACUGGGGCUUCUUCUCCACCUGGGUCUUAUCCUUAUGGUCAUGGCCCUAAUCAUGGACAGUGA
Coffea eugenioides is the source of this 774-nucleotide messenger RNA. Its product is annotated as nuclear transcription factor Y subunit B-6-like. Gene Ontology annotation, cellular component: CCAAT-binding factor complex. Gene Ontology annotation, molecular function: protein heterodimerization activity; RNA polymerase II cis-regulatory region sequence-specific DNA binding; DNA-binding transcription activator activity, RNA polymerase II-specific. The coding region runs from base 1 to 774 and encodes 257 amino acids. Gene Ontology annotation, biological process: regulation of transcription by RNA polymerase II. NCBI's taxonomy places the organism in Eukaryota, Viridiplantae, Streptophyta, Magnoliopsida, Gentianales, Rubiaceae. The transcript has a single exon. The record is from RefSeq and is a predicted model, not a curated record.